AUGGUAGAGGAAACCGAGCAGGAUCAAACGCAAAGUUGGUUAGCCAAACAAGACCUUGAUAAGAUAGGCGCUGAGAAUCUCACUCCUUUAACUGAAGAGGUAAUUUCACGACAAGCUACAAUCAAUAUCGGUACAAUCGGUCAUGUAGCACAUGGAAAAUCAACUCUUGUGAAAGCAAUUUCCGGUGUCCACACUGUAAAGUUCAAAAACGAGUUAGAGAGGAAUAUCACGAUCAAGCUAGGAUAUGCUAAUGCUAAGAUUUACCGUUGUUCAAAUAUAGACUGCCAACGCCCUGGCUGUUAUAGAUCCGCUGGUUCGUCGACUCCGGAUCGUUUUCCAUGUGAACGACCAGGAUGCGGAGGACAAUUCACCUGUGUUCGACAUGUUUCUUUCGUUGACUGCCCUGGUCACGAUAUUCUUAUGGCUACCAUGCUUAACGGCGCGGCAGUUAUGGACGCAGCGUUUCUUUUAGUUGCAGGUAAUGAACCUUGUCCGCAACCACAAACGUCUGAGCAUUUAGCUGCUGUGGAAAUUAUGCAACUUCAGCAUCUAUUAAUCCUUCAAAACAAGGUGGAUAUUAUAAAGGAGUCUCAAGCACGAGAGCAGUACGAUCAAAUUAAAUCUUUUGUGCAAGGAACAGUUGCUGAUAAGGCUCCAGUUAUCCCUAUUUCUGCCCAGCUCAAGUACAAUGUUGAUCUAGUCUGCGAAUACCUAUGCAAGAAAGUGCCAGUUCCCUCACGCGAUUUUACGUCGCCAGCUCGCCUUAUCGUUAUUCGAUCAUUCGAUGUUAACAAGCCAGGUUCAGAAGUUGAAAAUUUGAAGGGCGGUGUGGCUGGUGGUUCUAUACUCAGAGGUAUUCUGCGAGUAGGGCAGGAAAUCGAAGUUCGUCCUGGAAUUGUGUCGAAGUCAGGUGAUGGGAAAGUCCAGUGCCGCCCAAUUUUUUCGAAAAUAGUUUCCCUAUUUGCGGAGCAAAAUCAACUGGAGUAUGCUGUACCAGGAGGAUUGAUUGGAGUAGGUACGAAAAUCGACCCCACGUUGUGCCGUGGUGACCGAUUGGUAGGUCACAUCUUAGGAGCCGUUGGAACUCUGCCAGAUAUUUUCACUGAGAUUGAGAUCAACUUUUUCUUGCUGCGGCGACUUCUAGGAGUCCGCACUGAGGCAAACAAGAAGGCCGCCAAAGUUCAAAAAUUAGCAAAAGGAGAAGUGCUCAUGGUCAACAUUGGAUCUCUUUCUACUGGUUGUAGGGUUGUCGCUGUCAAGGGCGAGGCAGCAAAGAUAGCGCUCACUGACCCUAUCUGUACUGAGAUUGGUGAGAAGAUUGCGUUAUCUCGGCGGAUAGAAAAGCAUUGGCGACUGAUUGGAUGGGGAACGAUCCGAAGAGGAGUUACUAUUGAGCCCUAUGUGUCUGUCCUUUUCCACAAUCCCAAGUUGGAACGUAUAGGUUUUUGCUUUUCGGUGAAGAUUCCAUCGAUUAAUUUAAUUAUAUGUCGGUAUUUCUAUUUCAUCACUUCUUUCUGGGAGUUCAGUGGGAAGCCGUUGCUUGCAAAAAAGAGAUGUCGUGUCGAAGUUCCAGCUGUGUGCUGCGCCAGAACCAUGUUUUCAUGGAUAGUUACUGCAGAAAGUAUUGAGAAAUGGCGAAAAGUUUGCGCAGCAGCAGACUACCGAAUGCUGGCAUGGUUAGCUUUGACACAUGUACCCUAA
Necator americanus (New World hookworm) is the source of this 1701-nucleotide messenger RNA. RefSeq lists its product as uncharacterized. Gene Ontology annotation, cellular component: eukaryotic translation initiation factor 2 complex; cytosol. NCBI's taxonomy places the organism in Eukaryota, Metazoa, Nematoda, Chromadorea, Rhabditida, Ancylostomatidae. Bases 1 to 1701 code for a protein of 566 amino acids. The transcript has 15 exons. The record is from RefSeq and is a predicted model, not a curated record. Gene Ontology annotation, biological process: formation of translation preinitiation complex. Gene Ontology annotation, molecular function: tRNA binding; GTPase activity; translation initiation factor activity.